Messenger RNA from Callithrix jacchus (white-tufted-ear marmoset), 2882 nucleotides. RefSeq names its product solute carrier family 26 member 3 (gene SLC26A3). Lineage: Eukaryota; Metazoa; Chordata; Mammalia; Primates; Cebidae. Gene Ontology annotation, cellular component: membrane. Gene Ontology annotation, biological process: transmembrane transport. The record is from RefSeq and is a predicted model, not a curated record.
CAUAUGGAUGCAUGCAGAGCCUGUAGACCUGAGUGUAUGGACACUGCCUCUUAGAACUAGAACUUAGAGCUUUAUCUUGAAAAUGUACCACUGUUGCUGAAGCUCCUCAAUGAGUAUUUGUCAGGCAUUUUAAACUGCUAAGGCAAGAAGAAGUGUUCACCACAUAUUUCCAAAGGUCUUCAACUUGCCAGAGCCAACAGAAGAAUCAAAAUGAUUGAACCCUUUGGGAAUCAGUAUAUUGUGGCCAGACCAGUGUAUUCUACAAAUGCUUUUGAGGAAGAACAUAAAAAGAGAGACAGACCUCAUAAGACAUUUCUGGAUCAUCUCAAGGUGUGUUGUAGCUGUUCUACACAAAAGGCCAAGAGAAUUGUCCUCUCUUUGCUCCCCAUAGCAUCUUGGUUGCCAGCAUACCGGUUUAAGGAAUGGUUACUCAGUGACAUCGUUUCUGGUAUCAGUACAGGGAUGGUGUCCGUACUACAAGGUUUAGCAUUUGCUCUGCUGGUCACCAUCCCCCCAGUCCAUGGGUUGUAUGCAGCCUUUUUCCCAAUCAUAGUCUACCUUUUCUUCGGCACUUCCAGACACCUCUCUGUGGGUCCGUUUCCAAUUCUGAGUACGAUGGUGGGAAUAGCAGUUUCAAGAAUGGUCCCAGAUACCAGUAUAACUACUCCGGAAUUGUCUAACAGCUCAAUGAGUAAUGGGCUCAAUGAUUCAUUACUGAACGACAGGAAGGUGGUGGUGGCAGCAACAGUCUCACUGUUUUCUGGAAUCAUCCAGUUGGCCCUGGGGGUUCUGCGGAUCGGAUUUGUAGUAAUAUACUUAUCUGAGUCCCUCAUCAGUGGCUUCACUACUGCUGCCGCUGUUCAUGUUUUGGUUUCCCAGCUCAAAUUCAUCCUUCAGCUGCAAGUCCCAUCACACACUGAUCCAUUUUCAAUUUUCAAAGUACUAGAGUCCAUAUUCACACAAAUAGAGAAGACUAAUAUUGCAGACCUGGUGACAGGUCUGAUUGUCCUCUUGGUUGUAUUCAUUGUCAAAGAAAUAAAUCAGCGCUUCAAAGACAAACUUCCAGCGCCUAUUCCAAUCGAAUUCAUUACGACUGUGAUCGCAACAGGUGUAUCCUAUGGCUUUGACUUUGAAACCAGGUUUAAUGUGUCUGUGGUUGGGAACAUGGAACCUGGAUUUAUGCCCCCUGUUACACCUGACAUGCGGAUUAUCCCAGACACCAUAGGAGAUUGCUUCAGCAUCGCAAUCGUUGCAUUUGCAGUGGCCUUUUCAGUUGCCAGCGUCUAUUCCCUCAAACAUGAUUACCCACUUGAUGGCAAUCAGGAGUUAAUAGCCUUGGGAUUGGGUAACAUAGUCGCUGGAGCAUUCAGAGGAUUUUCUGGGAGUACUGCCCUCUCCAGAUCAGCAAUUCAGGAGAGCACAGGAGGCAAAACACAGAUUGCUGGGCUUAUUUCUGCCAUCAUCGUGCUGAUUGUCAUUGUAGCCAUUGGCUUUCUCCUGGAGCCUCUACAAAAGUCCGUCCUGGCAGCUUUAGCACUGGGAAACUUAAAGGGAAUGCUGAUGCAGUUUGCUGAAAUAGGCAGAUUGUGGCGAAAGGAUAAAUAUGAUUGUCUAAUUUGGAUCAUGACCUUCAUCCUCACCAUUGUCCUGGGACUCGGGUUAGGCCUGGCAGCUAGCGUGGCAUUUCAACUGCUAACCAUCGUGUUCAGGACCCAAUUUCCAAAAUGCAGCACACUGGCUAAUAUUGGAAGAAGCAACAUCUAUAAGAAUAAAAAAGAUUAUUUGGAUAUGUAUGAGCCAGAAGGAGUGAAAAUUUUCAGAUGUCCAUCUCCUAUCUACUUUGCAAACAUUGGUUUCUUUAAGCAGAAACUUCUCGAUGCUGUUGGCUUUAAUCCACUUCGAAUUCUACGCAAGCGCAACAAAGCUUUGAGGAAAAUCCGAAAACUGCAGAAGCAAGGCCUGCUACAAGUGACACCAAAAGGAUUUAUAUGCACUGUUGAUGCCAUAAAAGAUUCUGACGAAGAGCUGGACAACAAUCAGAUAGAAGUACUGAACCAGCCGAUCAGUACCACAGACCUGCCCUUCCAGAUUGACUGGAAUGAUCUUCCUCUCAACAUUGAGGUCCCCAGAAUCAGCCUCCACAGCCUCAUUCUCGACUUUUCAGCAGUGUCCUUUCUUGAUGUUUCUUCAAUGAGGGGCCUUAAAUCGAUUUUGCAAGAAUUUAUCAGGAUCAAGGUAGAUGUGUAUAUUGUUGGAACUGAUGAUGACUUCGUUGAGAAGCUUACCAGAUGUGAAUUUUUUGAUGAUGAAGUCAAAGACUCAAUAUUUUUCUUAACAAUCCAUGAUGCCGUUUUGCAUAUUUUGAUGAAGAAAGAUUACAGUACUUCAAAGUUUCAUUCCAGUCAGGAAAAAGACGGAAAAAUGGAUUUUACCAUAAAUACAAAUGGAGGAUUACGUAAUCGGGAAUAUCAGGUGCCAGUUGAAACAAGAUUCUGAUCAAUAUAAUUCAGAGGGAUCUUCAUCUGACUAUGACAUAAAAAGCAACUUUAUACCCAGAAAGUUAUUGCUAAGUUCAUACGUUGUAUGAAGAGCAUUUUUGACAAUUCAUGUUUCAAACUUUGGAACGAGAUUGUUCUAGCAUGGCAUAUUUUUCACAUAUCUAAUAUGAAAUUAUAUAAAUAUUCUUAAUUUUAUAUCUUGUAGAUUUAUCGAAGGACAAAAAUUAUUUUGUUUAUAUGUAUUUUUGUAGCACUGACAGAUUUCCAUCCUAGUCACUACCUUCAUUCAUAUGUUUAGCAGUAUAUUGAAACCACUGUUUUGAAUCUCAUAAUUUAUACAGGUCAUACUAAUAUAUUUCCAUUAAAAAAAUCAGUUGUACAGUG